This is a messenger RNA of Pelmatolapia mariae (spotted tilapia), 1799 nucleotides long. Its product is annotated as cytosolic sulfotransferase 2-like. Gene Ontology annotation, cellular component: cytoplasm. The record is from RefSeq and is a predicted model, not a curated record. Gene Ontology annotation, biological process: sulfation. NCBI's taxonomy places the organism in Eukaryota, Metazoa, Chordata, Actinopteri, Cichliformes, Cichlidae. Gene Ontology annotation, molecular function: aryl sulfotransferase activity. The coding region runs from base 209 to 1090 and encodes 293 amino acids. The transcript is spliced from 9 exons.
CUGCUCUUCCUUUGUCUUCGGUCAACAGUAACAUAGCUUCCGCCGGCACCCUGGUGACCAACACCACUGGAAGUGGUCGUCGUUAACCUGGGCCCCGACCGAUCUGAUUUCAGGACGCUGUGCAGCGUGUGUGCUACAGCGAGUGUUACGCAACAAGCAGACUUCUGGGAGAUCCGGAUCCAGCCCAAGUGUAAUACUAAUCAUCAGGAUGGAGAUGCCACCUCGGCCAAAACUAUAUGACUUCCAUGGAGUCUCCAUGACCAGGAUGUUCACUGACAACUGGGACAACAUACAGAACUUCAAAGCAAGACCAGAUGAUAUUGUCAUUGCUACUUACCCUAAAGCAGGAACCACGUGGGUCUCUUACAUCCUAGAUCUUCUGUAUUUUGGGCACUUGGGUCCAGACCGUCAGACAUCCCUCCCUAUUCAUGAACGAGUGCCCUUCCUGGAGCUCUGCGUACCUCCUAUGCUUAUAGGUGCAGAAAUGGCGGACAAACUUCCCACCACUCCUCGUCUCAUUAAGAGUCAUCUACCAGUCCAGUUUAUGCCCAAGUCGUUCUGGGAGCAGGGCAGCAGGAUAGUAUAUGUGGCCCGCAAUCCAAAGGACAAUGCAGUAUCCUUUUACCAUUUUAAUCGGAUGAACAAUGCUCAGCCAGAAGCAGGAGAAUGGAGCACCUUUCUGCAGGAUUUCAUGGAAGGAAAGAGGGUUUUCGGAUCAUGGUAUGACCAUGUGAACAGCUGGUGGGAGAAGAAGCAAAGUUAUUCAAAUCUUCACUACAUGUUCUAUGAAGAUUUGAUUGAGGACUGUGGACAGGAAAUAGACCGACUGUGUUCCUUCCUUGGUAUUUCUGCUUCAGCUGAAGAGAAGGAAAGAGUCAUAACCAGUGUGGCGUUUGACAGCAUGAAGCAAAACAAGAUGACCAACUAUUCCACAGUUCCAGUGAUGAACCAAGAGGUGUCUCCUUUCAUGAGAAAAGGAAAAGUUGGUGACUGGAAGAACCACUUCACUGUGGCCCAGAAUGAGCAGUUUGAUGAAGACUACAAGAAGAAGAUGAAGUAUCCUGAUUUAAAGUUUCGCUUUGAAAUUUAGAGUCCUGGCUGGGUGUAAUAUAGUCCUCAGAAGUAAUAUGUGAUUAAAUAUUUAACAAAUAAUCAAAUUAUAAGUUUAAAAAAAACACAAUUCCCUUAUAUUGUGAUGCUGAUGUGUACAAAUCAGAUCAUUAAAACAAAUGUUUAUUAAGAAUAAAGAUUCUCUCUCUCUCUCUCUCUCUCUCUCUAAACACACUGUGACCUCUUUGCUCAUAAGCAGAAAUUUAGUCCUUAGACGUAGCUAUGGUUUGGAUGUUUCAUAUUUUUAUUGAUACGUGAUACAUCUAAAAGAGUCCCGUGACACAGCAGGUUUCAGACUGUAACCUUUUAAUUUUCUCACCACACUGUCCCACCAGGGUGAGGCAGAUUACCUUUCUCUCAAUGUUAAACCAUGUGUUUAAUUUGACUCUUUGAUUCUAUGAGUUUCCAGUGAUGUGACCCCUCAUUUUCUUUAUGUUUCGCUUCCAAGCAGCCAGACUAUCUUGUAAUUUUGAAGAGAUCUUGAGCAGUAGUUCUGUUGUCUUUCUGGAAGUAUUUUAUUGGACAUCAGCUACUGAGGAAUGUGUUUGUUUGUGUGUUUUUGUUUUUUGAUGUUUGACCGCUUAACACUGACCUGUGAAUUAUUCAAGUAUUAAAAAGCCAUCUAACUCAAGGGAUAAACCAGUCUCUUGUCUACAGAUAACUUAUUAAAGAACUGAUUAGAAAUUGUA